This is a messenger RNA of Eruca vesicaria subsp. sativa (arugula), 1963 nucleotides long. Lineage: Eukaryota; Viridiplantae; Streptophyta; Magnoliopsida; Brassicales; Brassicaceae. The record is from the annotation of a GenBank genome assembly.
CUUAUAACAUGUGUCUGUGUCUUUUUGUUUAUUGAGACUCCCACUCAAAUAAUAGAGUCAAGAAAAGUAAAAGGAAAGAGGAAACGAAAAGUCAUAUAAAAAAUAUCGUGCAUGAUUUUAAUCUCAUCAAUAUAAACACCAACUCUUCAGGAGCACAUUCACCACUCACUCAUCAGUGUCCAAAAAAAAUAUGGCACCAUCUAUCAAACAAAUCUUCUCCAAAGAUAAUUUCAAGAAAAAUAAGAAACUUGUUUUACUAUCUACCGCCGUAUCCUUACUCCUAGUGGCUGCCGUCGCCGGAAUAGCCGCCGGAGCUUCAAAAGCCAACGAAAAACGAACUCUAUCACCGUCUUCUCACGCCGUGCUGAGAUCCGCAUGCAGCCCCACGCUUUACCCUGAGCUAUGCAUCUCGGCUGUGACCACCUCCGGUGGUGUCAAACUCACGUCGCAGAAAGACGUCAUUGAGGCUUCGCUUAACCUAACAACAAUCGCCGUGGAACACAAUUACUUCGGCGUCAAGAAACUGAUCAAGAAUAGGAAAGGACUAACUCCUCGCGAGAAGACGGCGCUUCAUGACUGUUUGGAGACUAUUGAUGAGACGCUAGAUGAGCUUCACGAGGCGUUGGAAGAUCUCCAUAUGUAUCCUAACAAGAAGUCUCUCCGGGAAAACGCCGGUGACCUCAAAACCCUAAUUAGCUCUGCCAUUACAAACCAGGAGACUUGUCUCGAUGGGUUCUCUCAUGAUGACGCCGACAAGAAAGUUCGUAAGGCCUUGUUGAAGGGUCAGAUACACGUAGAGCACAUGUGCAGCAACGCACUAGCAAUGAUCAAGAACAUGACUGAUACCGACAUAGCCAAUUUCGAGCUGAAAGCUAAACUCACCUCAAACAACCGUAAACUCAAGGAGGAGGAGACUAAUGUGGCCGUAGAUAUUGCCGGCGCCGGAGAGUUAGGUGCUGAUGGGUGGCCAUCUUGGUUAUCUGCGGGAGAUAGGAGGCUUCUUCAAGGGUCUACGGUGAAAGCCGAUGCCACCGUUGCGGCUGACGGUAGCGGGACAUUCAAGACUAUCUCGGCUGCGGUUGCGGCGGCCCCGGAGAAUAGUAACAAGAGGUAUGUAAUACAUAUAAAAGCAGGAGUUUAUAGAGAGAAUGUGGAAGUGGCCAAGAAGAAAAAGAACAUAAUGUUUAUGGGAGAUGGUCGGACAAGAACUAUUAUUACCGCAAGUAGAAACGUUGUCGACGGUAGCACUACGUUUCACUCCGCCACCGUUGCUGCUGUCGGCGAGAGAUUCCUAGCGCGUGACAUCACUUUCCAGAACACAGCGGGUCCGUCAAAGCACCAAGCAGUGGCUCUCCGUGUCGGUUCUGACUUCUCAGCGUUCUACCAAUGCGACAUGUUAGCGUACCAAGACACUCUCUACGUCCACUCCAACCGUCAGUUCUUUGUCAAGUGCCUCAUCGCCGGAACCGUCGACUUCAUCUUCGGAAACGCCGCCGUUGUUCUUCAAGACUGCGACAUCCACGCUCGCCGACCAAACUCUGGCCAGAAAAACAUGGUCACGGCACAAGGACGGACAGACCCUAACCAGAACACUGGGAUAGUUAUCCAAAAAUGUAGGAUUGGUGCCACGUCGGAUUUACAGUCCGUGAAAAGUAGUUUCCCAACGUAUCUUGGUCGGCCGUGGAAAGAGUACUCGCAGACGGUGAUAAUGCAGUCGGAUAUCUCAGAUGUGAUCCGACCCGAAGGGUGGUCCGAGUGGACCGGAUCGUUUGCGUUGAACACUUUGACUUAUAGAGAGUAUGCGAACAAAGGAGCAGGGGCUGGAACUGCAAAUAGAGUGAAGUGGAAGGGGUUUAAGGUGAUUACUGCUGCUGCUGAAGCUCAGCCAUAUACGGCUGGUCAGUUUAUUGGUGGUGGUGGCUGGUUAUCCUCAACCGGGUUCCCUUUCUCGCUUGGUCUUUGA